AUGUCGGCUACUCUAAAACCAUAUUUGACGGCGGUCCGCCAUACUCUUACUUCCGCUAUGUGCCUAGAACACUUUUCGUCCCAGGUUGUAGAAAGAUACAAUAAACCAGAAGUGGAAGUGGGAACAAGCAAAGAAUUGUUAUUAAAUCCAGUGAUCAUUUCACGCAACGUUAAUGAGAAAGUUUUGAUUGAAUCAUCCAUUAAUUCAAUUAGGAUAAGUAUUAUGAUAAAACAAGCCGAUGAGAUUGAAAAGAUUCUGUGUAAAAAGUUCAUGAGAUUCAUGAUGAUGCGAGCGGAAAACUUUAUCGUGCUUCGGCGGAAGCCGGUUGAUGGUUACCAUAUCAGUUUCCUGAUAACAAAUUUCCACACUGAACAAAUGUAUAAACACAAAUUGGUUGAUUUUGUUAUUUACUUCAUGGAAGAAAUUGAUAAAGAGAUCAGUGAAAUGAAAUUAGCGGUCAAUGCGCGUGCUAGAAUUUGUUCAGAGGAAUUUUUGAAAAGAUUUUGA
Molecule: messenger RNA, 507 nt
Organism: Danaus chrysippus (African queen)
Lineage: Eukaryota; Metazoa; Arthropoda; Insecta; Lepidoptera; Nymphalidae
Source: the annotation of a GenBank genome assembly